This is a messenger RNA of Drosophila busckii, 1835 nucleotides long. RefSeq names its product TNF receptor-associated factor 5 (gene Traf-like). NCBI's taxonomy places the organism in Eukaryota, Metazoa, Arthropoda, Insecta, Diptera, Drosophilidae. The record is from RefSeq and is a predicted model, not a curated record. Bases 106 to 1533 code for a protein of 475 amino acids. Gene Ontology annotation, cellular component: plasma membrane signaling receptor complex; cytoplasmic side of plasma membrane. Gene Ontology annotation, biological process: regulation of canonical NF-kappaB signal transduction; positive regulation of JNK cascade; tumor necrosis factor-mediated signaling pathway. The transcript is spliced from 5 exons. Gene Ontology annotation, molecular function: ubiquitin protein ligase binding; tumor necrosis factor receptor binding.
UGAGUAGCGCUGCACACGUAACAAGGCGAAGUUUAUAAUUUGUAAUUUUUUUUCUUAGCAGCGUGGCACGGUUAACGAUAGAUUUAAAGUUUUAAAUGUUCAAGUAUGUCGCUCAAUAGAACAGCUGAUAAUGCAAGUCAACAACAACAACCACCACAACAAUUGAAAUCGACAACAAUUGUCAAGUAUGAAAAAUCAUCAUGUCUAUUUUGCAAUGAAUGGUUCGAUGCGCAAACAUUUACCGAACACUUGAUUCACUGUGGUCAAGUGCUGGAAGAGUGCCCCAAUAGCUGCCACGUGUUUAUACCACGCAUACGCAUGCGUUCACACCUGAAGGAGUGUCCACGCAGCAAGCAGUCGCAACAACAACAGCAGUCGCAACGCUUGAGUGUGAGCAUGGAGCGUUUGGAUCAGCAUUCAGAUCAUCGUGUGCCGGUGUUGGAGCAGGAUGUAUCCACCAUACGCUCAGUCUUGAAUGAGGAAAUACGACAACGUUUGCACUUGAUAACCGAUGUGGGCAACAUACGCAAACAGAAUCAAGUGGUGGAGGACUGGACACGUGAAACAGACCAUAAUUUGUUGGAGCUAAGAAAACAAUUGGACAUAGAGUCAGCGCAACGUGCUUUUGCCAUUGAACAGAACCAAGCGGAUUUUCAAUAUUGCUGCAAUCUCACGCAAUCUUUGAAGGAGCAGGUGAACAUUAAGCUGGAUGAGCUGCAACAGCAUAUAAAUCAACUCUCCGCCGACGUUAGCUAUCAUCAGAAUCAGCUCAAUGAUAAUAUUAUAAAGCUGGAGGAAAUUGUUUUUGAAAAUGAACGUUUAAAUAGAGAUAAAUUUGUGCAAAUCGAACAAUUUCUGCAAGAGAUCAACGAGGACUUGAAAACCAAACUGGGCAGCGGUGAUUUUGCUACCUCAAAGCAAGCUACACUCGAUUAUGAAGUUAAGAACGUCAAAAGUAUUUUACUCGAAACUGAGGAACGCUGCGAUAAGCUUUCCAAUAUUGUAGAGAACUUGGAUAAGACUAUGCAUCAGACUAUGCAAAAUAUUGCAGAUAUUGAGAAUCAAUUGGCCAUGCAGCAGCGCAUAUCAAGCGUACAGAAUAUUCGAGGGCACUUGAUAUGGCGCAUCAAGGACUACUCGAAGAAGCUAGAAGAAGCCAAGCAAUACGAUUCUAUACUGCAUAGCGCCAUGUUCUCCAACAAAGCCUAUGGCUAUGCAUUGCGUCUGGAUAUAUAUCUAAAUGGAAAGGGCACCUGGAAGGGACGCAACCUGAUUGCUUGUCUGAAUGUUUUGUCCGGCGAAUACGACCCACUUUUGCCAUGGCCAUGUCGCCUGCAGGCUGAGAUUAUAAUACGCGAUCAGAGUGGCAUUGAGCAGGAUGCGCAGGACUACGUAAAGAUCAUACAAGUGCGCAAAAAGAGCGAUGAUUACAUACAAAGCAAUCAAUACUUUCAUAUACCUCACAGAGUUAUAACUAGUCGUAAUUAUUUGCGAAACGAUUCGCUCUAUGUGGAAGUUAAAGUAAUAAAGUGAAAUACAUUUUUACGUGUUUAGCUUUAUUAACAUCCAUAUAUAUAUAUAUGUAUAUAAGUAUUUAUAUUUAAAAAUACGAGCAAGGUAAAAUAGUUUAGUGUUUCGUCAACAAGCUUGCAUUAAAAUUUGUUUCAAUAGUAUAAAAUAUAUGUAUGUAUAGUUAUACAAAAUUUAAAAUUGUUUGUCUUUUGUUUAAAUGCUGUUGGAAAUUUGAGGCACAGUUGAGAAUGGUUUCGUUUGCUUAAAAGUAAAUUGCACUGGGUUUAUUUCUGUAGUUAGAUUUGUCAACAAUACACUUACGA